UUCUGGAAGCUCAGGAGUUGAUAGGCCUAAUUGAAAGUUUUGCAAGCCAGACCUACAUAAAAACUUGGAGAAGAGUUUGUUAAAUUUCAUAUUAUACUUCAAAUCGUUAAAACUACAAUUUUCUGAGGAUUGGUGAAAAGGACAUGUCGUACACAAAUAAUCAUUACAUUGAGGCCAACGCUGUGAAACGGGUGGCUCGUCUGCCGCUCUUCGACUCCGCCCUGAAAUCUGUUGUUUCAGUUUACACGGAUGUGAAGGGCCGUUACCCGCUCCUGGGUGUGGUGGGUGGCGUGGCUGAGAUUGGGGUGCGUAAUGUGUCCCAGGCUGCCAUUCUCCGCGCCACCCCCCUCCUACUUAGUCUGGAGCCCCAGAUUGAGGUUGUCAAUAACUAUGCUUGUAUGGGCUUGGACCAGCUGGAAAAGAACUUUCCCGUCCUGCACCAGUCUACAGAGGAGGUAUUGGGUCACCUGAAGGAUGCCUUCUUCUUGACCCUGGAUGACGUGCAGCUGCGUGUGAAUGAUGAGCUGGACGGGAUGCAGGAGCGCUGGGACAAGCUGACCGAUGCCACCUGGUACUACCUCCUGGCUCUGCAGGAGUCACAGCUGGGUCAGAUGGCCACCUCAGGCCUGGACGACAUCCUCACACGCUCAGAGGAGGCCAUGGCCAAGUACAUGCCCCUGACGUCUACACUGCGCCUAGAGUGGGAGAGGAGGAUGCAGCAGUAUGAGGAUGAAGAUGGGGAGGAUGAGCCUGGGUUGUGGACGCGGUUCCGAGGCCUCCUGCUCUAUCUGAGCCUGCAGCUGUACCACCGCCUGCUGAAGCUCAGAAACAGGCUGGAGUGGGCCAUGGGGAUGCUACAGGAUGCUGCCGACAGGAUGGGCCUGAGCAGGCUGCUGGAGGUUGUGGGCUCUGUGCUCCAGAGGCUGCAGCUGCUGUACGUGUCCCAGGUGUUGCGUCUGGAGGCCCUGAGGAGGCUGGCCCUGGACCAGCUGAAGGCCCAGGCCCGGGUCCUGGCUGAACUGGGGCCCGUCAAGCAGCUGCUGGUACUGCCUAAUCAGGUGCAGCUGGUGGUGGCUGACCUACAGGAGCUGGGCAAGAUCCUACUGCAGCUGCUGGUCAACAGCACCCCGCUCUACAACAUGCUCCAGCAGCCCAGUGAUCAGGAGGUGGAGGACUUCCUCAACCAGCAGGAUUUCAUGUCCUCUAACACCACUCACUGCAGUUCUGCCAACAGCCUCUUUCUCAAGGCCAUGGACGGCCGCCCACACAAACGCAAGAGCUCGUAUGCCCGCUCCCAAAGGGGCUCAUCCAGUGCCGGCAACUCCCCGGCCUCCAGUCCAGGCUCAGCCAACCCGCCCAACGGCCACCGUGGCAGCCAGAAGCAGGAUGACCAGACUCUCUCUCUGGAGCUCAAGAACCUGGAUCUCCCUUCCACCAUCGCUGUGCGCUGUCGCUCUUCGGUGUGCAGGGGUUCAUCCAGCGGCACCAAUCUCCCAGACCCCAGCCCAGUCCCCGACCCAUCCCCGGCCAACCCAGCCAAUGGCAAUGACCAGCCCCUCUCUCGCCGGGGCAGCCAGAAGCCUGAUGACCAGCCUCUCUCUGUAGUGCUGGACAGCACUCUGCGUCGGCGCUCCUCAGCCAUCGAGUUCCUCUUAGCCCCCAUCAUUCAGUACCUGAUCCCUGAGACACCCUCAGAUGAGACUGUUAUGCCUGAGGUGGAGACCACCGAGUUCCAUGCAGACACAAGAGACGAAAGCCCAUCCAGACGCCAGAGCCUGUCUGCCCGCUACCGCUGGAGCUCGUCCAGUGCCGUUGCACCCGAGGUGGAGACCACUGAGGACCUGAGCCCUGAGCAAGUCUCAGAUGAGGCCAUUGCACUCGAGGUAGAGCACACUGAGUACUACUCAGACGCAGACACAAGAGACGAGAGCCCAUCCAGACGCAAGAGCCUGUCUGCCCGCUCCCGCAGAAGCUCAUCAAGUGCUGACAACUCAUCCAACGUCCACCAGGGCAGCCAGAUAUGGAACGAGCAGCCUCUCUCUGUGGAGUUCAACAUCCUGGAGGUCUCUUCUACCAGUGCUUUGCGUCGCCGCUCCUCGGCUGACAAGGUCCUCCUUGGCCCCAUCCUCCAGUACCUGAGCUCUGAGACAUCCUCAGACAAGACCAUUAUACCCGAGGUGGAGACCACAGAGAAGAACGCAGACGGAAGAGACGAGAGACCACCCAGACGCCAGAGCCUGUCUGCCUGUUCCCGCAGAAGCUCAUUAAGUGCUGUCAACCCAGACAACCAGCCUCUGUCUCACCGGGGCAGCCAGAAGCAGGAUGACAAGCCUCUCUCUCUGGAACUGGACCCCCUGGAGCUCCCUUCUACAAGCACCAUGCGUCGCCCCUCCUCGGCUGCCGAGGUCCUCCUAGGUUCCAUCCUCCAGUACCUGAGCUCUGAGCCACCCUCAGAUGAGCACGUUAUACCCGAAGUGAAGACCACCGAGAACCACACAGAAGCCAGAGACGAGAGCCCACCCAGACGCAAGAGCCUGUCUGACCGCUCCCGCUGGAGCUCAUCCUGUGCCGUUGCACCAGAGGUGGAGACCACUGAGGACCUGAGCCCUGAGCAAGUCUCAGAUGAGGCCGUUGUACUCGAGGUGGAGAGCACUGAGUACUACUCAGACGCAAGAGACGAGAGUCCAUCCAGACGCAAGAGCCUGUCUGCCCGCUCCCACAGAAGCUCAUCAAGUGCUGACAACCCAUCCAACGUCCACCAGGGCAGCCAGAUGUGGAACGACCAGCCUCUCUCUGUGGAGUUCAACAUCCUGGAGGUCUCUUCUACCAGUGCUUUGCGCGGCCGCUCCUCAGCUGCUGAGGUCCUCCUUGGCCCCAUCCUCCAGUACCUGAGCUCUGAGCCAUCCUCAGACGAGACCGUUAUACCCGAGGUGGAGACCACAGAGAAGAAUGCAGAUGCAAGAGACAAGAGCCCACCCAGACGCCAGAGCCUGUCUCCCCGCUCCCGCAGGAGCUCGUCCAGUGCUGUUGUGCCUGAGGUGGAGAUUACUGAGUACUACUUUGACGAAGGAGACGGCAGCCCACUCAGACGCAAGAGCCUGUCAACCCGCUCCCGCAGGAGCUCAUCCAGUGGAGGCAACGCCCCAGCCCCCGGGAUAUCCCUGGACAACCCACACCAUGUCAGGCGGGGCAGCCAGAUGCAGGACAGCCUGGAGGAGUUGGACACCCUGGCCCUCCCCUCUACCAGCGCUGUGCGUCGCCACUCCUGGGCUGUCGAGGUCCUCCUAGACCCCAUCCUGCAGUACCUGAACCCUAUGCACUCAGAAGAGGCCGAUAUAGAAGAGGCCGAAAUACACGUGGUGGAGACCACAGAGCACUAAGAAGUCAUCAGUGUCCUAGAAGUUGCCCCCCUUUGCAGGCCCAGGUGCCUCCUAGGGGGGCCAUCGUUCAGAUAGGUCCAUGGGAAUACAAAUGUGUCAAUGUAUGUUACUGAAAGAUUCAGGCGCUCUAUUUCAUGUACAGACGCCAACCCAAAUUUGUUUUGGUUUCCUAACUGAGCAUCAUGUAACAUUAUACACCUUGUACCCCAUUAUAUAUUAGACCUCUAACUAUUCUUAAAUUAUGUGCUAACCUGAUGUCGCAUUCUGUUUUCUGUUACACUAAGUAGUCGUGAGAAACAAAGC
Coregonus clupeaformis (lake whitefish) is the source of this 3683-nucleotide messenger RNA. RefSeq lists its product as uncharacterized. NCBI's taxonomy places the organism in Eukaryota, Metazoa, Chordata, Actinopteri, Salmoniformes, Salmonidae. Gene Ontology annotation, cellular component: cytosol; lipid droplet. Bases 144 to 3380 code for a protein of 1078 amino acids. Gene Ontology annotation, biological process: lipid storage; positive regulation of triglyceride storage. The transcript has 8 exons. The record is from RefSeq and is a predicted model, not a curated record.